GCGAGGGACGUCAUCGGCGCGCGCCGCGCUCGGUCUGCGACCAUAACAACGCCUGAUAAACCUCACUGUUAUCGAUUUCAUUGAUAGCGCAAUAUCGAUCGGAUUUUAUUCGCACUGCCUUUAAGAUCCCGCACACAUCGUCCCUGAGAGCGACACAUGCGUGCAGAUUAGACAAGUACUUCCACACUGCCGGGAAUUCCAGCGUCUGCGUGUCGAUGAAGGAGUCCUAAACACAGAACGGGUGGAGAGGACCCCAGGAGGAAUGGGGUAGCGUUCUCGAUGAGGGUCCCGGCAGCAAACAGCUCCGUUAGGGCAGAGUCAGGCUCGGGUGAGAUGCCUGAGAAUGGACGCUCCAGGAGGAAACGGGUGCCGAAGACGUGCGACUGCUGCGGGCCCCACGGCGGGCCCCACGCGCUGAAGAAACGCGGCCGCAAGAAGAAAGAGAUGCUGAGCCAAGAAGAAGAAGAAGUGGCGGCGGAGGAGGUGGUGAGCUCGGCGGCUGUGGACUCGGUGGUAACUUUGGAAGCGGACGCAGCUUCUGAGAUGGAGGAGGCACCGUCUCCUGAAGGGAGGACUGAGGGUGGGAGUGAAAGCACCGUCCUGGUGAACGGCUUGGAGAACAGCGCUCAUGCCAACUGUACACAUCCCAGUGACAACACAGAGCUGAGCCGUUCUGCUACGCUGAAUGACUUAAGAAAGAAACCCGCCGAUUCAGAGCUGGACGUUUGCACUCACACUGAUGCCAUGGAAGCCGAGCCGUCCAGCUUGAGCACUAAUGUAAACAAGGCCUCCUGGGACCAUCACUACUGCAAGCCCCUCGCUGGGGAGAAUCAGAACCACUCCAGGGAGGAGACGGGCCAGCCGUCUGCAUCGCCUCCUCUCGAGUUUACAACUGAGGGAAUCAUCGAGUGGAUUCAUGAAUUCCUCGAGCAGUUCUAUGGGAAAUAUGGAAGCUUCACCCCAUUAAGUGAUACCGACGUCCUCGAUCACCUAAAUAAGACAUUUCAGUCUGAUCUAAAUGACAGGAUGAAGCUGAUAACAGCAGAAGUGGCCAAGUACAGGGCUGGUCUGGCCUGUGCUCCUAUGCAUUUCUUCCAAGUGACCUACAACAAGCACAGUUUGACCUUAGAUGACCUUUCAACACUUGAUGACCAAAACUGGGUCAAUGAUCAGGUGAUUAACAUGUAUGGAGAAUUAAUCAUGGAAGCUACAGAUCAUAAGGUUCAUUUCUUCAACAGUUUUUUUUACCGACAGUUUGUAGCAAAAGGUUAUGAAGGAGUGAGACGAUGGACCAAAAAGGUUGAUCUGUUUUCUAAGACACUGAUCCUGAUUCCUCUGCACCUGGAGAUCCACUGGUCGCUCAUAAUCCUGGACGUCUCCAAGCAAAGCAUCAACAUCUUCGACUCCCAGGGCAUCCUGUUCAAGUUCGCUGUGGAUAACAUCCUGAAGUACAUCCUGGCAGAAGCCAAGGAGAAGAAACAAGCCGUGUUUCAGAAGGGCUGGAAGAUGGUCAUCAACAGGACCAUUCCACAGCAGAAGAACGACAAUGACUGCGGGGUAUUUGUCUUGGAGUACUGCAAGUGCCUGGCGUUCAUGAAGCCGCUGCUCUUCACUCAAGAGGACAUGCCUCGCGUCCGCAAGAGGAUCUACAGAGAGCUGUGUGACUGCAGACUGUCCGGCUGUCUAAACCAAGACAAAGCCUCGUAGACUGGUGUCUGGAUGAUGAACGCAACAGGAGGGAAAGGACUUCACAGCAGGAAAGAGAAACCCAAAGUUCUGGACAGGCAAAGCUGGAAGGUCCCAAUAUAAGAGCCUGUCGGUUUGCUGGAAUUCUUCAGGUCACGUUUACCUCCUCGCAUUACAUCGGCGGCUCAGAAAGGCCUUUUCCCAGCCUCCUCAACCUUGAAUUUAACGAAGCCUGCGACAACCUCUCAGAGAACCAGGUGGCUGUUCAGAAACAAGCGAGAAAAUCCUCAGCUGUGGAGACGUUUUUCUGUUUUCCACAGAUUCAAAACCUCACGCACGUGUGGAUAUUUUU
This is a messenger RNA of Sinocyclocheilus grahami, 2038 nucleotides long. Its product is annotated as sentrin-specific protease 5-like. Gene Ontology annotation, cellular component: nucleus. Gene Ontology annotation, biological process: proteolysis; protein desumoylation. The record is from RefSeq and is a predicted model, not a curated record. Gene Ontology annotation, molecular function: deSUMOylase activity. The transcript has 9 exons. Bases 280 to 1707 code for a protein of 475 amino acids. NCBI's taxonomy places the organism in Eukaryota, Metazoa, Chordata, Actinopteri, Cypriniformes, Cyprinidae.